CGGCGCCGCAGUAGCUGGAUCCGGGUUGUGGCGUCCUACGAGUCGCGACGGUUUCUGCCCUCCGGCAGUAGGGGACGGCAGCGCUUGGCUGACCCCUGCGGCGGCCCGUAGCCUCGCUUUAAGCCUCGUUCAAAGCCCGGGUUGUUGCUGUCGCGGUGGGUUCCAGGGAGUGCAGGUGACCUCGCUGCAGGUUUCUUGUGCUGGCCGCGCUCGCCGGAGGAAGAAAAGGGCAGUUGGGUUUGCGGCCUUGGCGUUCAUGAGGCCUCCGAGAGCUCCGGAGGAGCUACAAUUCUGAGGGGGCGGCUAGAGUUCGAGUCCUCGGGUGUGUGAGAAGCAGCCUAGGACCCUGGGUUGGGGGAGUCGCAAAGAAGGCCGCAAGGGCUCCGCUUCCUCUCCGUAGGCCCGCCUUCUGCGCGUCGAUUAACACCGCAUUCUUUCCCACUUCCUCUCAAUGUUUUCUUCAUAUAUCUGGAAAUAUGAUCAGCGCCCCUGACGUAGUGGCCUUCACCAAAGAGGAAGAAUAUGAGGAAGAGCCUUACAAUGAGCCGACCCUGCCUGAGGAGUACUCUGUGCCGCUCUUCCCGUUCGCCAGCCAGGGUGCUAACCCCUGGUCAAAACUGUCCGGGGCCAAGUUCUCGAGGGACUUCAUUCUUAUUUCCGAGUUCUCUGAGCAGGUGGGACCCCAACCCUUGCUGACCAUCCCCAAUGACACCAAAGUUUUUGGCACCUUUGAUCUCAAUUACUUCUCUCUGCGUAUCAUGUCUGUGGAUUACCAGGCUUCCUUCGUGGGCCAUCCUCCUGGAUCUGCCUACCCCAAGCUGAACUUCGUGGAGGACUCCAAGGUGGUGCUGGGAGACUCCAAGGAGGGAGCCUUUGCAUAUGUGCACCACCUUACCCUAUAUGACUUGGAGGCCCGUGGCUUCGUGAGGCCCUUUUGCAUGGCUUAUAUCUCUGCAGACCAGCAUAAAAUCAUGCAGCAGUUCCAAGAGCUUUCCGCCGAAUUUUCCAGAGCUUCUGAGUGCUUGAAGACUGGGAACAGGAAGGCAUUUGCUGGGGAACUUGAAAAAAAGCUGAAAGACUUGGAUUACACCAGGACAGUGCUGCACACAGAGACAGAGAUCCAGAAGAAAGCCAAUGACAAAGGCUUUUACUCAUCUCAGGCAAUUGAGAAAGCCAAUGAACUGGCUAGUGUGGAGAAGUCCAUCAUUGAACAUCAGGACCUGCUGAAGCAGAUCCGCUCAUACCCUCAUCGGAAGUUGAAGGGGUCUGAUUUGUGUCCUGGUGAGAUGGAGCACACCCAGGAUCAGGCCAGCCAGGCGUCCACUACCUCUAACCCUGAUGAGUCUGCUGAUACUGACCUUUACACCUGCAGACCAGCCUACACCCCAAAACUUAUCAAAGCAAAGUCCACCAAGUGUUUUGACAAGAAGUUGAAGACCUUAGAGGAGCUCUGUGACACUGAAUAUUUCACCCAGACCUUGGCUCAGCUCAGCCACAUUGAGCACAUGUUCAGAGGUGACCUGUGUUACCUCCUUACCAGUCAGAUUGAUAGAGCACUUCUAAAACAACAGCACAUAACAAACUUUCUCUUUGAAGACUUUGUGGAGGUUGAUGACAGGAUGGUGGAGAAACAAGAGAGCCUACCCUCUAGGCCCAGUCAAGACAGGCCGCCUUCCAGGUCUCUAGAAGAAUGCCCAGUUCCUAAAGUGUUAAUUAGUGUUGGUUCUUACAAGUCCAGUGUGGAGUCUGUGGUGAUCAAGAUGGAGCAGGAACUUGGAGAUGAGGAAUACAAGGAAGUGGAGGUCACAGAGUUGAGCAGUUUUGACCCCCAGGAAAACUUGGACUACCUGGAUAUGGAUAUGAAAGGGAGUAUCAGCAGUGGUGAAAGCAUUGAAGUCCUGGGCACGGAGAAAUCCACCUCUGUGCUUUCAAAGUCUGACAGCCAGGCCAGCCUCACAGUACCAUUGAGCCCCCAGGUGGUUCGGAGUAAAGCAGUCAGCCACAGGACCAUCAGCGAGGACAGUAUUGAAGUCCUCAGUACCUGCCCCUCUGAGGCGCUCAUCCCUGAUGACUUUAAGGCCAGUUACCCAAGUGCCAUUAAUGAAGAAGAAUCAUAUGCAGAAGACAAUGAGGGAGCCAUCCACUUCGAGGCAAGCAUGAGCCCUCCGGAGCUGGGUGAGACAGAGGAGGGCAGUGUGGAAAACGCUCCAUCACAAAUAGACUCCUCCUGCUGUAUUGGGAAGGAGAAUGACGGUCAGCUGGUGCUGCCCUCCACUCCAGCCCAUACACACUCUGACGAGGAUGGAGUCGUGAGCAUCCCCCCACAGCGCCAUAGGCAGAAGGACCAGGGGUUUCGUGUUGACUUUUCAGUGGAAAAUGCCAACCUUUCUUCCCAAGACAAUAGUUAUGAAGGUUUUCCUGCUUAUGAGCUGGACCCGAGCCAUCUGCUGGCUAGCCGGGACAUCAGUAAGACCAGCCUGGACAACUACUCAGACACCACCAGCUACGUGAGCAGUGUCGCCUCCACCAGCUCGGACAGGAUCCCCUCUGUUCAUCCUGCCGGCCUGUCUUCCGAUAGGCAUAAAAAGAGGGCUGGCCAGAAUGCCUUAAAAUUCAUCCGCCAGUACCCCUUUGCCCACCCAGCCAUCUACUCCCUGCUCAGCGGGAGGACACUCGUGGUCUUGGGGGAAGAUGAGGCCAUAGUCAGGAAGCUGGUGACUGCACUGGCCAUCUUUGUCCCCAGCUAUGGCUGCUACGCUAAGCCGGUGAAACACUGGGCCUCCUCCCCUUUGCACAUUAUGGAUUUUCAGAAGUGGAAGCUUAUUGGUUUGCAGAGAGUGGCCUCACCUGCUGGUGCCGGUACCCUCCAUGCCCUGAGCCGCUACAGCCGCUACACGAGCAUCCUGGACCUUGACAACAAAACCCUGCGCUGCCCCCUCUACAGAGGCACCUUGGUGCCCCGCCUGGCAGACCACCGCACACAGAUCAAACGAGGCAGCACCUACUACCUGCAUGUCCAGAGCAUGCUCACCCAGCUCUGCUCCAAGGCUUUCCUCUACACCUUCUGCCACCACCUGCACUUGCCUACCCAUGACAAGGAAACAGAGGAGCUGGUAGCCAGCCGCCAGGCGAGCUUCCUAAAGCUGACCCUGGGUCUGGUGAAUGAGGAUGUCAGGGUGGUCCAGUACCUGGCUGAGCUGCUGAAGCUGCACUACAUGCAGGAAUCUCCAGGGACCAGCCACCCCAUGCUCAGGUUUGACUAUGUCCCCAGCUUUUUGUAUAAAAUCUGAGGUCGGUCCCAG
Messenger RNA from Saimiri boliviensis boliviensis (Bolivian squirrel monkey), 3302 nucleotides. RefSeq names its product SMCR8-C9orf72 complex subunit (gene SMCR8). NCBI's taxonomy places the organism in Eukaryota, Metazoa, Chordata, Mammalia, Primates, Cebidae. Gene Ontology annotation, molecular function: GTPase activator activity. Gene Ontology annotation, cellular component: guanyl-nucleotide exchange factor complex. The record is from RefSeq and is a predicted model, not a curated record.